Gloeophyllum trabeum ATCC 11539 is the source of this 1863-nucleotide messenger RNA. RefSeq lists its product as uncharacterized. Gene Ontology annotation, cellular component: glucosidase II complex. Bases 101 to 1759 code for a protein of 552 amino acids. The record is from RefSeq and is a predicted model, not a curated record. Lineage: Eukaryota; Fungi; Basidiomycota; Agaricomycetes; Gloeophyllales; Gloeophyllaceae. Gene Ontology annotation, biological process: N-glycan processing. The transcript has 11 exons.
GCAACUUUGAGCUGUAUCUGUUGUAGGCUUGUAGCACUCCCGAGUCGCGUUUCUAGCACGCUGUGUGCGCCCUGGAUCACUGAAAGAGGCCCGAAUCCUUAUGCAACCGAAGCUCGGAGCUGUGACUCCCUUGCUGAGUCUCCUGGCUGCUUCGAGUGCUCUCGCUGCCGGGUUAGACAAGACACACGGUGUUCACCCGAACCUUCUCUCUCAAUACGUACCACUGAAGACCUCAUCUUCACCGCAAACGUGGAAGUGCCUAGACGGGUCAAAGGAAAUACUCUGGUCGUCUGUAAACGACGACUACUGUGACUGUCCAGACGGAAGUGAUGAGCCAGGAACUGGCGCUUGCCCUAACAGUACAUUCUACUGCCGAAAUGAAGGACACCUUGGUUCGAUCAUUCCUGCUUCGAGAGUAAAUGAUGGGCUAUGCGAGGCCGAGUGCUGUGACGGAUCUGAUGAAUUACCGGGUGUGUGCCCGAACAUCUGUAAGGAGGUCGGGGAAGCCUACCGGAAAGCGCAAGAGGAAGUGCGGAAAGUGCGGAAGAAGGGUUCCAAAAUUAGGUCUUCAUACAUUGCAUUUGCACAGAAAGAAAAGAAACGCCUGGAGGGGCUCAUCGAGAGUACCACAGAAGAGAUUGCGCAACGGCAAAAGGAAGUGGAGAGGCUUAGGGAUAUCGUUGAGCGUUCCGAAUCAUUAUCCGCUGCUGCCCUGGAACAUAAGAAGGCCUCUCCGUUAUAUGAAACCCUCAUUGAGCAUGCGAACGCCCUGAAAUCCCUGCAGAGGGAACACAAAAAACACCUUGAGCGCAAAAAGGCGCUGGGGCAAAUCCUCGACGCCCUGCGGACUGGGUACAAUCCCAACUACCAGGAUAUGGCCGUACUCGAAGCCGUCCGCGGCUGGGAGAGUCUCGCCGGUCUGCCCCACAUCAAUGAUGUAAGGAAGGAGGAAGAGGGCUCCGACGAGGGUGCUGUCGUCAAGACCGAGUCGGAUGACGAGGAGGAACUCGAUGAGGGUAUGUGGACUGCUGAGGACCUGGAGAAAGACCUGGACAACCUCCUCAAGACCGACUAUGUGUCGCUACUUCUCGAACACGAGAAGCAUGUCAAUUCGCCUAUGACGGAUUCUAUUCUAUUUGAUCUCGCCGCCUAUCUACCCGACGCGCUCGUUCCUCAAUACGAGACUUUCCGAGAGACCGUCAUCUCUUGGUUGCGGACCCUAGGUAUCGUCCACCGUGGUGUAGAUGACUCGGGCGAAAACACAAAGUUGAGACAAUCUCUGACUGAAGCGGAGCAAGCCUUGCGACGUGCCGAGAAUGACAAGAAGAAGGCUGAAGAUGACCUCAGUGAUCUCUUUGACCCCGAAGGCUACGGCGCCCAGGGUGAGUGGAAGAAGCUCGAAGGUACAUGCUUGGAGAAGGAUGUCGGAGACUAUACUUACGAGGUCUGCCUCUUCGACGAGGCCAGGCAAAAACCGAACAAGGGUGGUCAAACGUUCAGCUUAGGGAAAUUCCAUUCUUGGAACCCGGAUGCGCAGCCAGGUAACCCGGAGUACUACACCAAGCAGCUCUACAGGGGUGGCACCAAGUGCUGGAACGGUCCGAACCGUAGUGUCAUGCUUAUCUUGUCUUGUGGGACGGAGAACGCGAUUCAUACCGUCGCGGAACCUGAGAAGUGCGAGUACCACUUAACGGGGACUACGCCAGCGUUGUGUCUUCCCUUCGACUCUUCAUCGGAAGAAAAGAGAGAUGAGUUGUAGAGUUACAGUGAUUAGAUAUGUGUAUGGACUUCCAUGAUACUGUCUGAGUGUGUUGGCUAGUGAGGCUAUCUCAUGUUCUGAUUGAGAUUUCUUGGUCAAAGUUG